CAAGAUGAGAAACCCAUUGGAUCGUGGUUGUGUACUAAAGGGCCGUACCAGGAGUACAUCGCAGCCCUGAGCGACUCCAACCCCGGUCUCAGAACUGCAGAUCCAAACAACUUGACUGGUAAAGCCCCACUGAUGACUGCUGGCGGCGCCCACGUGGUGAUGUUAGAGAACUCUGCGAUUGACGAGCGUCAAUUCGCAAGGACCGAGUUCAGAGACGCAGCGCAUCUCAAAACGCAUUUGAGAGAUUCGUCUCGUGAUCAUGGACGACGACGCAUCUACAUCAUGGAAGGCCUAGCAACCGAUUAUGUCGACGCGAUAGGUAGUCACUUCUGGAUGGAUCCCACGUUUUGGUUGCGACAAGAAAGGACUUGUGUGUGGAGUAACGAUUUCACGCCUGUCAGCGACGCAUUACCUCAGCCAAGCUUAAUUAACCCUGAGGAGAGCUUCCAUGUGCAGUACUGUGAGCUACGAGAGUUUAACAAGGCGCUGGAAACUUUGCCUUGUUUUUGCGCUAGGACUAAGCGGCACGUGGGUAUGACUGCACCACGCACAGGAAACACUACAACCGCCAUCCUGAGGCGAAAGGUCAGUUGGUGGUGUCAAAAAACUGACACAAAGGGUAGUUGGGAUGUGGUGAUCCUUUGCGACCCGCAACUCACACAGAUGGAUAUCUACCCAAAAGAGAAGAUAUACAACGAAAAGACUGGUGGUUAUGACCUUUGCGAGAUCAAAGAUCCUGAUAUCACCCUUCAAAACGAGCCUUUCCAGGGAGGCUAUACAGAUUUCGUCCCACCGUUACCGCUCAAGCCUGGCGAACUUCCAUCUGCUAUCCGGCAUCCUCACAAGUCCAUGCUUUACGACCUCGUGUAUUACUACGAAACGAAGUCCAAACUCCUCGGAGAUGAGGAAUGGAAAGAGCCCAGUAAUUCCGCAAUCUUCUUGAAGAAGAUCGUUGCUGCACACUAUCUUCAAUUGGCCGACUACAUUAAGGUGAUGCUGCCAUCCCUGGAACUCAAAUUGACAACGGCGUGGGUAGAAGAGCAGGAGCAGUGGAAAGCUCUCCAGACUAUCUCUCGACGCUGCGGCAAUUACCGGGAUGAUAUCGAGGAUACUUUGCUAAGUUUGGGCUAUCCACUGGAUGGACCGGGGCAGAAGGAGGAAAAGUUGAAGAAGAAGAUUUACGACUGGAAAGACUGCGAAAUCGACUACCAAUAUGUGUAUCUCCGCUUGAAGAUCCUUAAAGAGCGCGCAGAUAAUCUCAUGACAUCCAUGACCGGUCUUGCGAGCAUCGCUGGCAAUCGCCAAAACCUCGAGGAAGCCAAGCGUGUCAAGCGCCUCAACCUGCUUGCGCUCCUGUUUAUCCCACUGGCGUACACGAGCAGUCUGUUCAGCAUGCAAGACAAUUAUGCACCCAAUAAACCCCAGUUCUGGGUCUACUGGGUCUGCGCAAUCGGCGUUGUCAUGUUCACCUCUGUCGUUACCUGGGUCCUCGACCGUGCGCUCAACGAUGAGGCUCAGUGGACUCUAGAAUUCUUCAAAAGCAUGGUCGGUUGG
Messenger RNA from Macroventuria anomochaeta, 1554 nucleotides. RefSeq lists its product as uncharacterized. The transcript is spliced from 4 exons. Lineage: Eukaryota; Fungi; Ascomycota; Dothideomycetes; Pleosporales; Didymellaceae. The record is from RefSeq and is a predicted model, not a curated record. The annotation marks the transcript as partial.